This is a messenger RNA of Mollisia scopiformis, 2433 nucleotides long. RefSeq names its product HET-domain-containing protein. The annotation marks the transcript as partial. The record is from RefSeq and is a predicted model, not a curated record. The transcript is spliced from 3 exons. Gene Ontology annotation, molecular function: protein binding; ADP binding. NCBI's taxonomy places the organism in Eukaryota, Fungi, Ascomycota, Leotiomycetes, Helotiales, Mollisiaceae.
CCAUGCAAUAAACUCAUUUCCAUUACUACCUGCCUCGCUAUCUGUCAACUUUGAGCCCACAACGGAAGACCUCGAAUGGCUUGCGGCAUUUCAACAACGAUAAGCAUUCAGCGUUGCAUUGCGUCUGUUUUCGCCAUGCAAGUCGCCAGCCAGCCUGCGCCACGAUGCAGCCUCGUGGGCAGCGCCUACGAUCACGACUGCAUAUCCUUCUCACAAUCAGUCCUUUGACGUCUAUUUCGCACCCUCUAAAUCGCAGUUCUUGCGCCGAUAUGACAAACGAGUCGCGCUUGCCAUGAAAUUGCUCGCGAACUUCCACCCAUGGCUUUCAUACGCCUAUUACAUCGCCAAUCCGACGGCGAGAUCGUCUUCCGCAAAACUACCAGCGGCGAUGUCCCUGCCUACGCAAUACUCUCUCAUACCUGGGGAGACGAAGAGGUCAUAUUUCAGGACAUGGAAGCCGGCGCGGAUAGCAAGACCGUGAGCAAGGCUGGAUGGGAGAAGAUACAGUUCUGCGCGAAGCAGGCUGCUGCCGAUGGAUUACAAUACUUCUGGGUAGACACCUGCUGCAUCGACAAGAAGAAUGCGGUUGAGCUCGGCGCGGCAAUCAAUUCUAUGUUUCGGUGGUAUCAGAACGCAGCGCGCUGCUAUGUCUAUCUUUCGGAUGUCUCUAAAUCCACCACCGAAGCGGUUGACGAACGGGUAUGGGAAGAGGCAUUACGGAAGAGUCGAUGGUUCACUCGAGGCUGGACACUUCAAGAGCUUAUCGCGCCGAGGCUGGUUGACUUCUUUAGCUUAGAGGGUGAGCGACUUGGGAACAAAUCAACGCUUGCGGCUAUCAUACACGAGAUUACCGGCAUUGAGAAGAAUGCUCUUCAAGGCAAUGCAUUGUCAAAUUUCACUAUCAAAGACCGGAGAUCCUGGGCGGAGCACCGUAAGACUACGGUUGAAGAGGAUGCAGCAUACUGCUUGAUCGGGAUUUUCGAUGUCUCUAUGGUGCCGAACUAUGGGGAGAGAAAGGACCAGGCAUUCAGGCGGUUGGAGGAAGAGAUCCACAAGUUGUAUAAGGGUGUCGAUUUCGAACAGUUUGCCGUAAGGCUUAACCUCACGUCAUUUCCUGAAGCUGCACAAUUUGUUGCUAGAGAGAAAGAGCUAUCGAAGAUGCACGAGCUGCUUUAUGGUCAUAGUAAUCGAGCUUGUAUCGUCCUAUAUGGUCUCGGUGGAAUCGGAAAGACUCAGUUGCCGAUAGAAUACAUUAGGCGACACAAAGAGAAAUACACGGCGAUAUUCUGGUUGAAUGCGAACGAUCAGGAUUCUCUCAAGCUUAGCUUUCGAGACAUCGCUCAACAGGUGUUGAAGUAUCAUCCUUCGACUAGUCUGCUUGCUGGCGUAGACCUGGACGACCUCGAUCAAGUAAUGUACGCGGUCAAGGCCUGGCUUGAUCUGCAAAAGAACACACGCUGGCUAAUAAUCUAUGACAAUUACGACAACCCCAAGACACCUGGCAACCUCGACUGCUCGGCAGUUGAUAUACGCCAAUUCCUUCCCGGGUCCGACCAGGGCUCAAUCAUUAUCACAACACGAUCUUCGCGAGUUAGCCAAGGUCGUCGCAUCCAUGUUCAGAAGUUGCUAGAUAUUAAGGAGGGCCUUGAGAUCCUGUCGAAUACGUCAAGACGGAAAAAUAUUGCAAAAGACCUUGGCGCUGUAGAGCUUGCUAAGGAACUAGACGGCCUGCCUCUUGCUCUAUCCACCGCAGGUGCAUACCUCGAGCACGUAACAACGAGCUUCUCGGAUUAUCUUCGGCUCUAUAAGGCAUCGUGGUUAAAACUUCAAAAAACCAGUCCACAACUAAGCUCGUAUGAAGAUCGCUCACUAUACACGACAUGGCAGAUCACCUUCGAUCGGAUCCAACAACUGAACCCGGCGUCAGCAAGCUUGCUCAAGCUGUGGGCAUAUUUUGAUCGACAGGAUGUAUGGUUCGAACUCCUUCGAUAUACAAACUCCCUAGACAAUCGAUGGAUACAGGAGCUUAUAGAAGACGAACUGAACUUUAAUGAGGCCAUUGCUCUGCUAUGUAGCUUCGGGCUAGUUGAUCCAGAUGGGGCUCUUCAACAGCAGUUCGGGUCUGGAGGGUAUAGCGUGCAUAGCUGUGUAUACUCCUGGACGGUAUCCGUGCUUAAUAAAGAGUGGGACAAGAGUUUUGCACAGCUAGCGUUACGUUGCGUUGCUUCGAAGAUUCCCAUGAAGAAUAAAACAGACUCGUGGAUAUUACAACGGCGGCUGCUUCAGCAUGCUGUCAGGCAAGAGCAGGCCAUACUUGAAGAUAAAGUGGAUAUAGAAGAAAUGGAAUGGGCUUUGCAUAACUUAGGCAACCUCUACACCAACCAAGGCAAGCUGGCAGAAGCGGAGGCGAUGUACACUCGGGCGCUGCAAGGC